Messenger RNA from Pararge aegeria (speckled wood butterfly), 7103 nucleotides. RefSeq names its product hemicentin-1-like. Gene Ontology annotation, biological process: axon guidance; homophilic cell-cell adhesion; dendrite self-avoidance. The transcript has 46 exons. Bases 37 to 7023 code for a protein of 2328 amino acids. Gene Ontology annotation, cellular component: plasma membrane; axon. The record is from RefSeq and is a predicted model, not a curated record. NCBI's taxonomy places the organism in Eukaryota, Metazoa, Arthropoda, Insecta, Lepidoptera, Nymphalidae. Gene Ontology annotation, molecular function: calcium ion binding; cell-cell adhesion mediator activity.
CAGACGUGACAUCGAAAACGAUGUUCUAAAUUUAAAAUGGGCGCGAAAUUAUUUGCUCUUUCUUUUAUUUUUUUUAGUUCAUUUUUUAGCGUAGGACUUCAAACCAUCCAGCUUAGUAAAAAGUUAGUGGAAAAUGAUAGAAGGGGUAGUUUAGUGUUUGUUUUUGAUACUACAGGAUCCAUGUUCAAUGACUUGCGGCAGCUUAAAGCAGGGGCUGAGAUGAUCUUGAAGACAGCUCUUGAAGAGAGUCACGUUAUAGCUGAUUUUGUGUUUGUGCCUUUCCAUGAUCCAGGUGUUGGCCCAGCCACCGUCACCAAAGACAAGGAAGUCUUCAAGAAGGCAUUGGCUAGCAUCGGCCGAGUGUAUGGAGGUGGAAAUUGCCCUGAGAUGACCUUAAAGGGCAUACAGUUAGCUCUGAAUGUCAGUCGACCGCAUUCGUUCCUCUACGUGUUCACCGACGCUUCGGCGUACGACCACAAGCUGGUCGGGGAAGUGCUGGAUGCUGUACAGCGGCAGCAAAGUCAGGUUGUCUUCGUCCUAACGGGCCACUGCAAUGAUUUGAACAAACCGACUUACAGGGUGUAUCAUCAAAUCGCAACCGCUAGUUCAGGACAAGUGUUUAACCUGAACAAAACCAGCGUCCAUAAGGUGCUUGACUUUGUGCGAAGUUCUAUAAAGGGAAGGACAGUUAACCUCGCCUCUGCCGUCAACCCUCCAGGAUACAAUUAUACUCAAGAGAUUCCCGUGGACAAAUCAGUGGGUGAAGUAACUGUAUCGGUGUCUGGUGCCAAGCCUCAGAUCAGAGUCGUGAGUCCCAGCGGCGAGGAACUGACAGGUCCGCCGAGACUUGUCACCACGCUGGAUUUAUCUGAAAUUAUGAUAGUGAAAGUACUAAAGCCUGAGCCUGGAAAUUGGAGCAUCACUGUGGGGAGUGAGAAAGAACAUUCGGUAAGGGUGGUUGGCUUGUCCAACCUCACAUUUCAACAUGGCUUCUCUGUCCAACCACCUAAAUCUAUGGAUGAAAUCAGCUAUCGUCCAUUAAAAGGUACAUACAACCACAUGCUGAUAUCUUUGAACGGCACUGACGCUCCUCUACAUAUGGAUCAAAUACAGUUAGUGAGCAUGGGAGGCCAACCUUUGUUUGAAGUGCCAUUAAAGGAAUUGGAUAGAGAGAGAAAGAUAUACCAGGCGGAUGCCUUUAUACCGCCUGAUGAGUUCUUUAACAUAGCUGUCAUCGGUCAUGACGACAAUGGGCAAGAAAUCCGCAGAAUAGGUCCCACUGCGGUGCAAGCUAAGCCUCCAGAUGCUCCGUACAUAGUGGUAACGAAAAAGGUGGAGGCGCGUGCACACACACAGGUUAAACUUAUGUGUCACAUUGAGAGUUUGGUGCCGCUGUCGGCCGGGUGGACCAAAGACGGCGUACAGCUGCAGUCGAUGAUCCACACUUUACAGAGCACUUCUAUGGAAUACGUGAUAGAAGACAUGGUGGAAGGAUAUGUGGGAGCAUAUCAAUGCGUCGCCAGUAACGCUGCUGGGACCUCCAGGAGCACAACUAUUCUGGAUAUGAUUGUCGACCCGCCUCAAGUGUCUUUAUCACCGGAGAAUAUAACACUGAUAGAAGACGAUACACUUACCUUGUCUUGCUCUGUGUUCAGCGAGGCACUGUUAAAGCGCACUCAGAUCCUUUUUAACGGGACCCUACAGAGUUACGCGAGUGAAAUCGAUUUUGAGCCCUCCAUCGACGGAUUCUACAUGUCCAGGAAAACCAUUCCACACUUGAGGGCCAGACACAGCGGGAUAUAUACGUGCGUUGCUGCCAAUAGGGGUGGUACUACAAACCAAUCAUCAUACAUUACAGUACAAAUGAAACCUACCGCCAAAAUUCUGGGCGAACAUACAAUAAACAAAGAGAUAAAUACAGAUGUACAAUUAACUUGUGAUGUAGAAAAUGCUGCAAAAGUAAAAUGGUUAAAUAUAAAUAAUAGUAUAGUUCUGGAACAUGACAUAAAUGGAAGUUAUUCUGCUGUUUUGGAUGUUAAGAAUGUAACUGAGGAUGGUGUUUGGACGUGUAUUGCUCUAAAGAAAUCUCUCAAAGCAUCCGCUACUGUGAAUCUAACAGUAGUAAUCGAACCUCGAGUAAUAAUCGAUGGUCCAAAGAACAGAACAAUACUAAAUGGUACAAUACAAGAAAUAACAUGCACGGUUAUUGCGAAGCCACCCCCUGUAAUAACAUGGCUUGCGGAACCGGAAUGGAUUUUGUCUAAUACUGUUAAGCUAUCGAAUCCAGAAACAAACUUCUAUAAAAGCAUUCUAACUCUGGAUAGUACUAAGAAACCUGUCAACGGCACAUAUUUUUGUAUUGGACAAAAUUCAGAAGGUGUGAAUAAAGAAAACAUUACAGUUAAAGUGAGAAGAAAGAUGACUCUACUUCAAGGAUUUUCAGAUACGUCAGUAGGACUAUAUUCACAAAUUGAUUUGCACUGUUCAAUUGAUUCCGACCCAUUACCAAAUACCAUAACCUGGUACCACAAUGGGACUCGAUUACUAACAGAUGGUAGUAUUAAAGUAUCCGAUGAUAAUACCACAAUAAUGAUACAGAAAGUUAAUUUCGAUGAUUUGGGUAUGUACAUAUGUGAAGCUGAGAAUGGUUACGAGAAGAUGACGCUUAAUGGAACUUUAGGUGUUCAUGGAUUAGAAAGACCGAUAGUUGUUAAGAAAGUGGGAAAAAUUUCAACACUGAAAGGAGAAUCGCCUAAAAUGACAUGUAGAGUCGCGAAAGGCAACCCGGAACCAAGUAUAAAAUGGCAAUUCAAAUCGAAUGUAAACGCCAAUUUCGUAACAUUGCCACUAAACGUUAAUAUUACUGAAGAAAAUGGUAUUAUCAUAAAUAAAGCAACCGAGAACAAUGCAGGUCUAUACAAAUGUAUUGCGGAUAAUAUUAUCGGAAGCGAUGCGUAUGAAGUAGAAUUAGUUGUACAAUAUCCGCCAGAAUUUACCAUAUUACAAGAAACACAUUUAGAACAAGAAGGUCCUAAAGAGGUUAAAGCUGGAGACAAGUUUCAGUUAACUUGCAACGUUACUGGCAUUCCACCACCAAUCGUUACUUGGACUAGAGAUGGUCUGCCUGUAAUUUAUUCUAACAAUGUAUAUUUGAGCAACGAUAACAGCUUGGUAUUCGAAAACAUAACGAAAUUUGAAUCAGGAAUAUACACUUGCAAUGCCACUAGUAUUUUAGGAUUCGUUAUGAAGGAUUUUACUAUUGCUAUAUAUAGUUAUCCUGAAAUAGAUCAAUCCGGAUUUACAUCCGAAAUAGAAGUGAUAGAAGGACAACUAGUGGAACUGCCUUGCACCGCUCAAGGUGUUCCGACACCCGAGCUAAAAUGGCUUCAAAAUGGAGAAAUUGUAACGGAAUCUAGAAAGUACAUUGAUGAAUAUGGUUUGAGAUUUGUGGCAAAUCUAACUGAUUUUGGCGACUACACCUGCCUUGCAAGUAACGAUCAUGGGAAUGCGUCCAUAAACUACACUGUUUUAAUUUGGGUAUCACCAACUAUACAACCUCCAUUGGAAGUAUUCGAAGAAGUUCAAUCCGGUAACAAUUCAAGUCUAGAAUGCAACGCUGUCGGUUUUCCAAUACCGACUAUAACGUGGGCUUUUCGAGACGAGAUCUUGAAUAGUACAGCAGACUUGAGUUUUAAUGAUUCUGGAAAUCUAGUUAUCAGAAAUGUCAGUGCCAAAUACGAAGGUCCUUACAUUUGCAUCGCCGAAAACAUAGCUGGAAUAGCAAAGAAAACUUUCUAUGUCAGUAUUAGAGAGACACCCAGAAUCCUUGAAGACAAUUACACGGGACCCUACGUCGCGUUGAAUUUGGAUUCAGCUCUGAUCAUAUCGUGCAAAGCUGUAGGAAAUCCGAAGCCUUACGUCGCUUGGAUCAAAGACGGAUUUUAUUUGGAUUCAGAUAGCCGAUACGAUAUAGGCCCCGAUGGCACUUUGACAAUCAAGAACCUUACUGAAGAUCAGAGCGGAAUUUACACUUGUAUUGCCAAGAACAAUGUCGGAAACGCAACCAAGGACGUUCCUGUUAAGAUAUAUGCUGCGCCGAUUUUGAUACAAGACGAAGGGUUACCCACGGUCAUAAGAGCAGUGGAAGGAACGAACGCCAUGCUGCAGUGUCCUGUUCACGGAAACGAUUAUAAUGUCAAAUGGUAUAAGGACGCAGCGUUACUCUCCAACGGAUCACUAAACUUCACAAACGUGUCCCGCAUUAACGAAUCUACGUACACAUGCGUGGCUAGCAACGCUGCGGGUUCCGUACACACAAAAGUUGUGUUACAAGUACAGUGGCCACCUAAUUUUUUAAAUAACUCAAAUGUUAGUGUAGAAGUUGUGAAAGGAGAUGAUUUUUACAUGGACUGCAAGACUGACGCGAAACCAAGAGCUGAGACGAAAUGGCUGUUCAACUCCAAACUAUUACUCGGAGAAGACAAAGAUGUGUUAAAAUUAUCCAACAUGAAUUUAAGACACAGUGGCCUUUACAAAUGUAUCGCUAGUAAUAAUCAUGCGAUGAGGCAUAAACAGUUUAGUUUAAGUGUUUUGGAACCUCCUUUCAUAUCUGAUUACGAGGAACUGGAAGUUCAACUGCUGGCCGGCGUUAAUGCCACUCUCGAAUGUGACGCCAGAGGAUCACCCAAACCUAACAUUUCUUGGUCAUUUAAAAAUACAAAUUGGAUAGCCAAGAAUUAUUCCCUUGUUUCCACAAACGUCAGCACUCAAUCGGAAGGUACCUACCGAUGUGAGGCGAGGAAUAAAGCGGGAAUCGCUCAUUUGGUUUAUCGAGUGAAGGUCGUGUUCGGUGCAAAGAUAAACGAUAUUGUCGUGUAUCAGGAUGGAGUGGGGACAAAUGUGGUGAAGAAUUUGGAACUUGUGCAAAGUAAAAACACUAGAUUAGCAUGCCGAGCAUCUGGCAACCCGAAACCGACAAUUCAAUGGAUCAGACAUGGCAACACCGUAAGUGAAAACACUGACGGUAUCAACUAUGCAGAUCUUAUCUUAAACGAUAUAAGUGUAAGUCACGCAGGACCUUAUUCAUGUAUUGCUUCCAAUGAGGGAGGGAUUGCAGAGAGGAUUAUAAAAGUUAAUAUUUUGGAACCGCCACGCAUCUUCCAAACACUUUUCCAUAACGCAAACACAACACAAAAUGUGCUGGAACUAGAAGUUAUAUCUGGGCAAGCAUUCUACAUGCACUGCCAUCCAUAUGGGAAUCCGCUGCCAGAAGUGUAUUGGUUCAAAGACGGGCUGCCACUCAAAUUAUAUGAUGAUACAAUGGGUUCUAAGGAGUACGGUGAAGUAAUAGUUUCCAAAAGUGCGAAACAUGAGCAGUCGGGAAAUUAUACUUGCGUUGCGAGGAACAAAGUUGGUGAAACUAGUGUUGUAUAUUUGGUUGAUGUUUUGGUGCCCCCACCAUUACAAAAAGACAACAUAAAACAGGCGAACGCACUGCAAGGCACGAUGUUGAAUCUGACAUGUCCAGCUGAAGGACGUCCCACGCCGUUCGUGAUGUGGGUCAAACAUCCUUACACAGAGAUUGGCGAAUCCGAGAGAAUUCACUUGUUAAAUGAUAACUACACUUUGAUAAUACCAGACUCAGAUGUAUCCGACAGUGGUAAAUACUCUUGCAUCAUGUCAAACAAAGUGGGGACUACAGAACUAGUAUAUGACGUGACUAUAGAGAAACCUCCAUCUAUAGCGGGUAAUAUUGGUAACGAUACGGCGGAAGACCAUGUCGUACCGUUGAGAAGAAGUAUUGUAUUGAAGUGCGAGGUGGAUGGACAUCCUCAGCCAAAGAUCACCUGGUUUAAGGAUAUCCAACAACUAAGCAACAGCCUGCCCAACAUCCAGCGCGUGUUGGGCAACAGUUUGAUAGGACUGUGGAGUGUCAACGUUGGGGACGCGGGCCAGUACAUCUGUGUGGCAGAAAACGGUGUCGGCACUGCACACCGACGGUACAACAUUGCUGUGCAAGUACCGGGAAAGUGGAGCACGUGGUCUGCGUGGAGUUACUGCAACGCUACUUGCGGCGCGGGCUACCAGCAACGCACUAGGCUGUGUCAGUACAUCGGUGACAACAAUCAAGUGAUAGAUAAAAACAGUCAGCCCGAAAAAUUGAUCCUGGACGAAUCGGCUUGCAAGGGCCAGAGCAAAGACAGGCGGAAAUGUAAUAUGCCACCGUGUGAGGAAGAAGAACCCCUAGCAAAGUGGUCAACAUGGUCAAAAUGGUCGCGUUGCUCCGUCUCAUGCGGGACGGGCACACAGGCUCGCAGUCGACGCUGCAGGGGGAAGGUGCCUUGUGGAGGGGAUAAUGUACAGAUAAGAAAGUGUCCUAGGCUACCAAAGUGUCGGGAUAUUAAGCGACGUUCCGAAGAAACGCUCGAAGAAAUCCCCGAAGACAUUAGUAGCCAACCAGACCCAGAAUAUAUUCCUGAAGCUACAAUCGAGAUGCCCUCAGAAAGUCCAAAAACAUUGGUCGUGAAACAAGUUCCGAAAGAAGAAGACGAUUUUUAUAUUCCUUCAGAGAUAAUGAAGUCAUUCUACAAUGUCAUUGCGACUUAUAAUUUAGACGGCAGCGACAGGGGACCGUGCGAUCCAGGAUACAGACAUGAUAUUGAAAAGGACUCUUGUGAAGAUAUUGACGAAUGCCUGGUGGAGAAUAACCAGUGCCAUCUAACGCAAGUAUGUGGUAAUACUUUGGGUGGAUAUAUAUGCUCCUGUCCUGAAGGAUACGCAUCUUUAGGAGCAGGACAACGGUGCUUGGAUAUCAACGAGUGCACGCAGCGCACGCACGGAUGCGAGCACGCGUGCGUGAACGUUGCGGGCGGCUACGUGUGUGCGUGCCCCGAUCACUUGCGACUACACACGGACAGACACCGAUGUGUGACGCCGUCGACGUCUCUGAAACCCAAUUCAUAUGAAGAUAUGGAGGUCGACGAUUAUCUCGGCGCAUCCUUUGAAUACAACGUAGUAUCCUGAUCGUAGAAAAUAUUAGGUUCCUUAGUAUAUUUAGGAAGGUUUAAAUAUUGGGUAUUAGUAGUUGCAAUAAAGAUUAAUGA